CUGAGAGCUCGGUGAGUGGGGGAGCGGGCUAGUGGUCCAGGACUUGUAGCUGCCGUGACGUCAUUAGUGUGUCUGUGAUGUCCUCCUCCCAUCAGAUCUGUGUGUUCUCCUCACCUGCAGAGCUUGCGCUCUCCCUUACUCAGCUCCUGGUUCAUGAGUCCCAGGGCACCUGUAGCUUCCGGCUGGCUUUAUCUGGUGGGAGCCUGGUGCAGCUGCUAAGCCGGGAGCUACCGAAGACCGCAGGGCUCAAUACAGCCGGGUGGAAAGUUGCCUUCUGCGAUGAAAGGCUUGUACCAUUCUCAGAUCCCGAGAGUACAUAUGGCGAGUAUAAACGCCAGCUGGUUCCCCUUGGGCUUCUUUCCGAGUCGCAGUUUGUGACUAUUGACCCAGCGCUGCCUGUAGAAGAAGCCGCAGUGGAUUAUACCAAGAAAGUGCGGGAGCUGUUCCCUGGGGAUGACCAUCCAGUGUUUGACCUUGUGAUUUUAGGAAUCGGACCUGAUGGACAUACUGCCUCUCUGUUCCCAGGACACCCUCUCUUACAGGUGACUGAUAAGGUUGUGGCCCCGAUCAGUGACUCUCCAAAGCCCCCGCCUCAGCGGGUUACUCUUACUCUUCCGGUCAUUAAUGCAGCAAAAACGGUGGUAUUUGUGGCCACUGGAGAGGGCAAAGCAGCUGUGCUUAAGCGUAUACUCCAGGAAGAGGAAUCUGACCCUUUGCCAGCGGCCCGGGUUUCUCCUGUGCAUGGGAAGCUGCUCUGGUUCCUGGAUGAGCCGGCUGCUCGUGAGUUAACGUGCCCAGUGGAGAAGCACUCGGUUUUGUAAAGUCUCUCCAGACACAGGGGCUCCCAGAAUGGUAUCAUUACCAGGGUCUGGGGCCACACAACCAGUACUCUGUGGUACCCGGUGUGGGCAGAACCAGAGAGUAGAACAGAACAAAGAGCCAAAGGCAGAAUCCAGGCCACGUGCAGCGUUUAGGCCAGGAACAGGCACCCAAAAAGCAGAACCAGACUUAAUUCAGAAAACCGAGUGAGGUAUGGAGGGAGUGAUGGAGAUAACCGAAACCUCAAGAACAGAAACUUCUAGGUCAAGAGCAAGAGCCAAAGAGAACAAUAACCAGAGAGUUUAGCCACGGAAAUAAAUCGCUGACCUCUGUGACCACAUACAGAGCCAUUAAAGCCACGAAAACUCCUAAUCACUGAAGGAAAACCAAGCAUACAGAACCACUGAUGGAACCACAGCAUUCCGGAUCAUUAACUGCAUGACAUCUGUGACUUGAAAUAAACUACAGGCCCAAACAAGGGCCUCAAUGAGUGCCACUGACUAUCCAUAGACUAGAUCACCACGACGAAAUGCUCUCUGAACCUCUCUUUUCCAUUUGUUGGAUCUGCCUGAUUGUGUCCCUAAAAAUCUGCUCCCCUCUAGGAUCUGCCCCUUGGUGGAGGCACCACUGAAACCAUUUGCUUCCAACUGAUUUGCACAUUCCAACUGUAUCAUGUGACUGCACAUACAAUAAAGAACCAACCUGUUAACACAAAA
Molecule: messenger RNA, 1535 nt
Organism: Xenopus tropicalis (tropical clawed frog)
Lineage: Eukaryota; Metazoa; Chordata; Amphibia; Anura; Pipidae
Gene: pgls
Product: 6-phosphogluconolactonase
Exons: 6
Coding region: 78-821 (247 amino acids)
Biological process (GO): carbohydrate metabolic process; pentose-phosphate shunt
Molecular function (GO): 6-phosphogluconolactonase activity
Source: RefSeq, a predicted model, not a curated record